AUGUACAAAUACCAUCAUGUUUCGAAGAAUGUGGCUCCCAAACGUCAGGCUCUGCAUGCCUCCGAGCUGGAGCUCGAAGAGACGGAGAAAAUAUUGCAGGAAGCCCGAAAUCGCCUGGUGGCUUGCGAAGAGCGUAUUGCCAGUCUACAAAGCAAAUACGAUGAAUGUAUUCGCCGUCAGCGUGAGUUGGAGGAAAAGAGUCAGUUGUGCGAAGCCCGACUGGUUCGUGCGGACAAGUUAAUUGGGGGACUAGGCAGUGAAAAACUGCGAUGGCAAGAAGCGGUGGUCAAGUUUGAUCAUUUACUGCAAAAUCUUGUGGGAAAUGCGUUGUGCUCAGCCGGUACUGUGGCUUACCUCGGACCGUUCCCCGGCAAAUAUCGCGUACAAAUGUCUCGUGAAUGGGUUUCAAUGCUGCAAGGCAACGGGGUACCACAUACAACCGACCCAGCUCCAAACUAG
This is a messenger RNA of Dicrocoelium dendriticum, 459 nucleotides long. Lineage: Eukaryota; Metazoa; Platyhelminthes; Trematoda; Plagiorchiida; Dicrocoeliidae. The record is from the annotation of a GenBank genome assembly.